AAGUGAAGUUUUACCUGCUAGAGGUCUUUGGGUGGGCUCAGCGAGGUGUUUUUCACGCGCUGAAUAGCUAAUUUUUAAUAUUUACAAAGGCCAUAUGUGUACAAACAGAGACUGUGACACUUUAAAUAUAAUAACAACUUUUAAUUUAUUACUUCAAUUUACAUGAGUAGUGCUUCCUCAAAUAUAAAAUGGUUAAAAAAGAAAGGAAUCACUCACAUUCUCGUCACAGGAGCGAUGCUCCCUUGCAACUUUCCUGAGGACUUUAGAUAUAAAGUUAUAUUCUGCCUCGACACUCCCGUUCAAAAUCUUCUAGUCAAAUUCGAGGAUGCCCACGCCUUUAUAGAUGAGGGCCGGGCUUCUGGAGGUGUUUUAGUUCACUGCAGGUAUGGCAGGUCGAGAAGCGUCUCCUUUGUAAUUUCCUACUUAAUGAGAAUCUUCAAGAUGCCAUUCAACGAAGCCUUUAAUACUGUCGCAAAGGCUAGGCCCGACAUCUCCCCUAAUUACGGGUUUGAGGAACAGUUACGUCUUUACGAAACCAUGAAAUGCAGGAUUGACGAGACUCAUCCAAGCUAUAUGCUUGUUAUGAAAAACACUAUGCCUUGAACGAAACAACAAUGUAGCAAACAAAUAUAAAAUAUGGAAGGCUGGAGCCUCCCAUUUUAGUUUAAGAAAAAGUUAAGUUAUAGAAAGCCUGCAUUUAACUGGCAAUUAUUUUUAGUUAGUUGCUUUUAGAAAAUUAUAUGGUUGGGGUUGUUUUAGAAUUACUGUAUAAACUUAUUUCCGGUUAAAGAGAAGAACCUAUUUAGCAGAAAUUCUUAUUGCAAAGUAAACUGUCUUUUCUGUCAGGUCUAUGUUUAUUCGAUAGACUGUCUAGAGCUUAAAAGUGAGCAAAAAAGGCAAGUUUAU
Molecule: messenger RNA, 906 nt
Organism: Zophobas morio
Lineage: Eukaryota; Metazoa; Arthropoda; Insecta; Coleoptera; Tenebrionidae
Exons: 5
Coding region: 163-603 (146 amino acids)
Biological process (GO): protein dephosphorylation; negative regulation of MAPK cascade
Molecular function (GO): protein tyrosine/threonine phosphatase activity; MAP kinase tyrosine phosphatase activity; MAP kinase tyrosine/serine/threonine phosphatase activity
Source: RefSeq, a predicted model, not a curated record